ACUUUCUUGUUAGCCGUGCUUGUGUUUAGUGGUGGAGGUCGUGUUAUUUUUUUUUAUGUGUGUGUGUGUUGUGGGGGUUACUUCUUUCAGGGAUGGCGGUGAUUUGGGGGUGAAAGCACACCUUGAACACUCGGGUGUUUUUUAUCUGACACGUGUUCCAAGCGUAUUAACUCCGUCUCCUGUUCUGUGUGUGUGCGUGCGUUUGUGUGUACGUACUGCAGCCCUCGUGCCAUGUCGUAGCUACGACAAAGUCUUGUCGUCUGCUUGCUCCAUAGCGGGUCAACUGUAGCCAGCAAACCUCGUUAGGCUGACAGUUUUGAGUAGGAUGUUGAUAGCACUAUAGUGUCAUCGCCAUGGCAACGAGAUUUGGAGUAGUGGUGUACGUUGUCACGGCUGGACAGCAAGGUGAUGCUCUGGGAAGCGAUGAGCAAGACAUUGUAGUGUUUUCGUGGCUCGUCGUUGACUUGGCGAAUAACAAGGUGGUGGCUGCUCAACACAACUGGGUGCGACCGCGGUCGAGUGACGAGAACGAAAACCUGCUGUCGGACACCUGUCGAACCGAGCUCGGCAUUACAGAGGAGCAAGUGAAGAAUGGCCAGCCCUUAGAACAGGUCAUCGAUCAGUUCAGCCAGUGGGCCCGAGCGCGACUAGAGCCAGAGGCCGGUGGACCCUUCUCCUUCGUGACUGACGGGCAGCUGCACCUUCGCCAGGUGCUGCACCCAGAAGCCACCCGCAAAGGUCACAAUUUGCCGGAGUCCUUCAACCGAUUCUUUGACCUACGGAAGGAGUUCUCCCGCUUUUACGGCAGGACAACGGAGUCACUCACCGAAAUGCUAGACUUCCUCUCCUUGGAACCGGACGCCUCGGCGGAGCACGUCAUGCGACAAGUGCAAGACAUGGGCAAAGUCGUGCUCAGGCUAAGCGCAGACGGCCACAAGUUUGUCGACCCAGAAGUGAUAUCGCAAAGGUUAGAGCCCGGAAUAUGCACCAAGACGGAAUCUGUGGACAGCAACACAGUGGUUCGUGCCCGGGGUCUCCCAUGGCAGUCCUCGGAUCAGGACAUUGCCAAGUUCUUUAGUGGCCUCAACAUUGUCAAGGGCGGAGUGGCACUGUGCCUGAGUCCUCAGGGACGCCGUAACGGAGAGGCCCUGGUGCGCUUCGAGAGUCAAGAACACAGAGACAUGGCACUCAAGCGACACAAGCACCACAUCGGACAGCGCUACAUCGAGGUCUAUCGCGCUACGGGGGAAGACUUCGUUAAUGUGGCUGGAGGGAAUAGCAACGAAGCGCAAGCUUUCUUGUCGAGGGGAGGUCAAGUGAUAGUACGCAUGCGAGGACUUCCUUAUGAUUGCACGGCUAAACAAGUGGUGGAGUUCUUUGCGGCACCGGAGGAGUCUGGCUGUGCAGUGCUAGAUGAUGAAGAAGGCGUGCUCUUUGUUCGCAAGCCGGAUGGAAGGGCCACGGGAGACGCUUUUGUACUCUUUGACUCCGAGGACGUGGCUGCGAGGGCACUGCAGAAACACCGGCAGGUCAUAGGAACUCGCUAUAUAGAACUCUUCCGAUCCACUACAGCAGAGGUGCAGCAGGUUCUCAAUCGUACAAUGGACCCCCGGACGUACGAGACUGCGCAGCCGCUGAUCGCAUCCCUCCCCCAGGUCCCUUUGCUGCCACAACAGAUUCUUCCCUCGGGAUCUCGUAAGGAUUGCAUUCGGCUACGUGGUCUCCCUUAUGAAGCGCAGGUGGAGCACAUCCUAGACUUUCUGGGGGAGCAUGCUACAAGCAUUGUUUACCAGGGUGUGCACAUGGUCUACAAUGCGCAGGGGCAACCAUCUGGCGAGGCGUUCAUUCAGAUGGACUCCGAACAUUCAGCUUAUCUAUGCGCCUUACAGCGCCAUCAUCGUUACAUGCCAGGAAAAAAGCCACGUUAUAUUGAAGUGUUCCAGUGCUCCGUCGAUGAUAUGAACCUAGUGUUGACAGGAGGGAUCCCUGUACAGCGCCCUCUUCUUUCACCUGCAGGUGGUGCCAUUCUUCCACCUCCCCCCUAUGGAGCCUACCCCUACGUUCAACCACCAGCCCCAGUGCUCCCAGCCACAGCGGUGACCACCUUAGCACCCAGGGUGUCCACCUACUACCCACCCAUAUUCUACUGGUCCUACCCAAGUCCUCCAGUGUCCCCGACUACCUACUACCCCCACUCUACGGGCCCCACCAUGGUAAUUUUACGAGGGCUGCCCUAUAGCGCCACGGCCGUGGACAUUCUAACCUUCUUCCAGGGCUUUGCAGAGCUUACAGCUGACUGCAUCCAGAUCCAACGGAACACAGACGGAAGACCGAAUGGUGAAGCCGUGGUCACCUUCCCCACAAGAGCUGACGCUGAGCGGGCUAUCCAGGAAAAGAACAGACAAAACAUUGGCAGUCGCUACAUCGAACUGUUUAUGGCAUGAUAAUUGGGUAUCCUAGCCCAUCCCAGCUCCAUUUUCACUAGCUCUGAGCAACAACUUCCAGAUAAUGUCGAGAGAAAAAAGUGCUGCUGGUGGGAACUUCAAGAGGUUAUUGUGAUGCUGGCAGGAAGACAACAUGCAAGUGUUAUUUUAGGACUAUCAGGGGUUUUACUUUUCAUAUUCUAAAUGCAUAGAAAAACACUCAUUGUUUUAGUUCUACUAGUUUUAAAGCAAAUCAACAGUCAAGGUGACUCCAUCGGAUGGCUCAUUAUUUCAUUGCUCAUGUUCGCUUUGACAGCAGUGAGUCUCAUGAGCAAGGAGCUGUUCACCCCACUAGCAGCACAGAGUUGUUCAGUACUACUCAGAAAGGCAGCAAAAUCACAUUAGUCUUCCUUUGAUUGCAAAGGAAAACAUCCACCAUGUGUUAGUUUCUUUGCACGAAGCUACAUUAGUUCGUUUUUGCAUAUGUGUUUUUGUGCACUGCUUUAGUACAUUUAUCAUAACAUUACUUUCAAUGAGGCACAUGUUAUCAGUAAGGAUGUGGCCCACAGCUCUUCCAGUCAAACUGUGAUCAGCAACUGUUCUACUACUUUUAAUUGCAUGUGAGUGCACCGCACAUGGUGCCUAAAAGCUCUGUACUGAGCAUUUAUCCAGUAUACUUUGAUAUAUAGAGCUGAUCCCUUUUUACUGUAGCAAUGUAUUAUUUUUGUCUUGUCUGUAUUCUUCACUAGUUGUAGCCUCUUCAUGUUGCUUUAGGCUUGCAAAAGCAUGUGGCCGUGGACACCUGUGCAGUACGCAGAAUGUCAGUGCUCACGUCGAGUCACGAAUAUAUUUAUUGCCGCACUGUUGAGAAAUGAAGUGCAAUUUAUGACCACAAUAAUCCAUAGUGUGUUCUUUAGUGUGCCUCUCUUUUAAGUCCUAGCAACAGAUUGUUUUUCUACCCUGGACAGCUGCAUUAUGCAUUUUUUUUGUUCUAGCAGAGUGCACCAAUUGUUGUGGCCCAGUCUCUGCAGUGCACACUUGAGAUUACAUUUGCUUCCUCAUAAGCAAACUGUGUGACAAAUUUUCUUCUGCACUCUUGAGCAGAAAAUUUUGUCUUCAUUCACGUCAUUGAAUUCCUGCAACUUUUCCUAGCUGACCAUCAUAUCUCUGCAUGACACUAUGAGUGUGUGUGUUACUUUUUGUUCACCUAGCUAGUUAUAACAAUUGUAUGUUAUUCUGCUUAUAUUUCCCUUUACCCCAUGCAUGUCAGUUACUUUUGAAGUGUGUUCAUUUUCUGUGAAUGUACUUAUGCUAUGUAAGUCUACACAGAAGUAUUUUCUUAUGUAAGUAUACAUGUCGUCACUUCAAAUCACAAAUACAUGUACAUAUUGUACUCGACUUCUGUUACAACUAUAUUCUGUUUGUUAUUAAUGACUUGUCUGUCAAUAAAUGUUGCAAUUUAGAGUAAUUCACUAAUGAUUUAGUUAGCUAAUAUGCCUUUUCUGAGCUAUGAAGCUAUCAAAUUUCAAUAUUUUUGUAGACAUGUUGCACUGCACCAUAUUUGCAUACAUAUUUAUUUUAGAUAAAGGUUGUAAUACUGAUGUUAGCAUAUGGUACCAGCAUUGCUAAGGACCAGCAUCAGGUAACCUGAAAGCCUAGUUCCAACAUGUGAAAGUGCAAGACAGUGUUUGUUUGACCUUACGAGCAAAGAUGCACCAAUCUCUUACGUGCUAAGGUUCAUGCUUGAGCAGCAAUUUCCCGGUUCAAUGCCAGAAUGACUAGACUAAGUGCCUAGUUCUCCAGUGUUAUCCAAGGCUGGUCUUUAGUAAGCAUUGCUCCACUGCUUGUGUAUUGCCGCGUAAUUUUUAGUAGCAAUUUCAGGUCCACGUGCCUGCCCUUACUGCUACAAUAAAAAGUCCAGCUAUAUUGUGCCUAGUCUUUAAUGUAUUUUUAUAUUUGUCCAUGUAUUCCCAGUGUAUGUGAUCGCCAAGUGCCUUCCAUAUCUAUUUUGCCCCAGUGGCGUAAUGCAUGCAAUUUUGAAAACCCUGCAUUUCAUGUAGCCUUCUAUCGCAAAAUGGAAAAUAAAGCAGUAACAUUCCACUGUUA
Messenger RNA from Ornithodoros turicata, 4529 nucleotides. It is a transcript of the gene fus, whose product is annotated as RNA-binding protein fusilli-like. The transcript is spliced from 13 exons. The record is from RefSeq and is a predicted model, not a curated record. Gene Ontology annotation, cellular component: ribonucleoprotein complex. Lineage: Eukaryota; Metazoa; Arthropoda; Arachnida; Ixodida; Argasidae. Gene Ontology annotation, molecular function: 3'-5'-RNA exonuclease activity; mRNA binding. Bases 354 to 2444 code for a protein of 696 amino acids.